Molecule: messenger RNA, 3714 nt
Organism: Sceloporus undulatus (fence lizard)
Lineage: Eukaryota; Metazoa; Chordata; Lepidosauria; Squamata; Phrynosomatidae
Product: zinc finger and SCAN domain-containing protein 2-like
Exons: 5
Coding region: 104-3460 (1118 amino acids)
Source: RefSeq, a predicted model, not a curated record
CUGGAAGCUGUGUCCUGUGGGCGGGGAGGCAGUCGGGCUGUUCCUGCUGCUGCUGCUGCUAGUCCCUACUAGGCGCCAAAGGAAGGGAAGGAGGGAAGCAGCCAUGCCAGGGAGGGUCAUGGAGAGCAGCAGGGAGCAGCAGGAAAGAAAAAGAAAAGAACUUCUUUCAAACCAUUCUGAUGAAGUCAUUGAGAAAGCUAUGCCAAGUCAAGAAGGUACGGGCGCGCUGAUGCAGCAACCACAGGAUGUAGGAGAAGGAAGUCAACACCUGGCAGCAAUGCAUUCUUGCAGUACUGGAGUAUCCCCUGGAAAUUUGGUAAAUCACCAUUCAGUGAAGGAAGAAGCUGAAGAACCCACAGCGCAGCUCUGGGAAACUCAGUGGCAGGAGUUCCUAAGUACAGUGGAUGUUUCUCCUUCAGUGCCAGGAGUUCCUCAGGAGCCGGCCCCCUGGGAUGACACUCCAGCCUUCCUGGCUUCCUUUGAGCAAGUAGCCAGAGCCUAUCAAUGGCCCGAGGAAGAGUGGGCAGCCCGACUCCUGCCGACUCUCAAAGGAGAAGCUGAGCUGGCCUUCAGCAGCCUGGAGGAUGAAGAAAGAGAGGAUUAUGGGAAAGUGAAGGCAGCUAUCUUGCGAGGAGAUGCUCUGAACCGAGAAAAGAACCGCCAGUGCUUCAGGCGUUUCUGCUAUGAGGAGGCUAAAGGGCCUCGAGAAACAUACAACCAGCUCCAGGAGCUUUGCCAUCAGUGGUUGAAGGCUGAGAGAAACUCCAAGGAGCAGAUCCUGGAACUGCUGAUCUUGGAACAGUUCCUGACUGUUCUGCCCCCGGAAAUCCAGAGCUGGGUCAAGAAGCAUAACCUGGAGAGCAGCGCACAAGCAGUUUCCCUAGCUGAGGAUUUUGUGCUGAAGUGGACGCUUGUAAAAGAAGAGCAGAUAGCUGAGUCCCAAGGAGAAGGAUCCAUGAAUUUGUCAGAGUUGACGGGAACUCCAUCGGAUGCUGAACAGAGGCCACAGUUCUGCAGAGAAUCUGAAAUGGAGGAAGAUACAGACUGCUCUGAUGUUGACGUAUCAGAUAGCGGAGAAGUGUGUGAGAACGAUGAGAAUCUUCCACAAGAAAACCCUGGACAUUAUCAAAUCCACACUGGAGAGAAACAAUAUAUGUGUUCUGAUUGUGGGGAAGGUUUCUCAUCAAGAAUAUCACUAGAGACACAUCAGAGGACACAUGUGGGACAGAAAUUAUCUUUGCUUCCUCCCGAGAUGACAGUUUAUAUAUGCUCUGAGUGUGGAGAAACCUUCAACAGUACACUGGACCUUGAUGCACAUCAGAGAAUCCAUACAGAACAAAAAUCUUACACAUGCAAAGAGUGUGGAGAAAAGUUCUUUCAGAUGGUGGACCUAAGAAAGCAUCAGAGAAUCCACAUUGGAGAGAGGCCCUUUAAAUUUUCUCGCUCUGAGGAAAGAAUCUUGCUAAUUUCAUCUCGUAAAAGAAAUAGAAAGUUCCAUAGUGGAAAUAAUACCACUCCAGUUUUGUGUAAAAGAACCCAAAUGGGGAAGAAAAUGUAUUUGUGUUCAAAGUGUGGAAAAUUGUGCCCUGACUCAUGGAAGCUAAAAAGACAUGUACGUGUUCAUACUAGAGAGAAACCCUUUAAACACACAAACAGUAGGGAGAGUUUCAGGCAGAAUUUGUCUCUUGAAAGACACACAAAUUCCCAUGAGGGGAAGGAACCACAACCUCUUCUGAAAAGGCUAUAUGGUAUACAAAAGGAAAAACGUACAUGUGCAGAUUGUAAGAAGAGCUUCCGUACGCCAUUGCUACUAAUAAAACAUCAAUGCACCCAUAUCCCUAAGAAAUCAUAUAAAUGUAUGGACUGUGAGGAGAGUUUCUUGUCAAGUUCAUCUCUUGAUGAACAUAGGAAGGUCCACAAUGUAAAUAAAUUGGUCCCUCUUCUUCCCAAUCCGUGCAGCAUCCAAAGGAAUUCCUACAAGUGCUCUGAGUGUGGGAAAAGUUUUGUCAGUCAGCGUUCCCAUACUAGGGAGAAGUCAAAUAAAUGCAUAGACUGUCUGGAGAAGUUCACGCAGCAGACACCUCUUGAAAAGCAUAGAAAGAUCCACAAAAGGCGGAAAUUGGUCCCUGUUCUGGAAAAGAUACCUGCUAUCCAGAGGAAACUCUACACGUGUAAAGCGUGUGGGGAAAGUUUUGAAUGCCAAUUGAAUCUCAUUGUUCAUCAAUGUGUCCGUGCUGGAAAGAAAUCCUAUAAAUGUGCUGACUGUGGGGACAGUUUCACAUGGCCAUCAUCCCUUGAUAGACAUAGGAAGAUGAGACAUAAAGAACAGAAAUUGGAGUCUCUUUUGAAAAUGAUACCUGGUGUGCGGGGGAAACCUUACAAGUGUAAAGAAUGUGGGAAAUGCCUCAGCACUACAUCCGGCCUACUAUUACAUCAGCGUCUCCACACUGGAGAGAAACCCUAUAAAUGCACUGUCUGUGGGGAGAGUUUCUCAUGGGCAUCAUCUCUUGCAUGGCACAGAAAGAACCACAAUGGAAAGAAAUCAGCAGCACUUCUGUAUAAAUUACGUAGUAUGCAGAGAAAGUAUCACAAAUGUUCAGUAUGUGGGAAGAGCUUCUACCAUCAGACACACCUAAGAAAACAUCGGUGCAUUGCCACCCAACAAAAACCUUAUGCAUGUGCUGAAUGUGGAGAGAGUUUCAUGUCGAGUGCAUCUCUAGAAAUGCAUAGAAAGAUUCAUAAGAGAAAGAAAACAGUGUCUCCACUGAAAGGGAGGAACCUGGGGAACACAUGUUCUGAGUGUGGAAAAAAGUUUACUACUACAUCAGAGCUAGCAAGACAUCAGUGUAUCCACACUGAAAAGAAACCCUAUCAGUGCACUGACUGUGGAAAAUGUUUCACAGGGAAAGCAUCUCUUUGGGGACACAGAAAGGCCCACAGGGGUCAGAAGUCAAACCCAUUUAUGCAGAAAUUAUCUGGCAUGAAAGGGAAAUCCUAUGGAUGUUUGAAGUGUGAGAAAAGUUUCCGCCAUCUGUUUGAGCUGAAAAGACAUCAACGCAUCCACACCCAAGAGAAAUCCUAUAAAUGUAUGGACUGUGGGGAGAGGUUCUUGGGGCUUGUCUCUCUUGACCUGCAUCGGAUGACAAUUCAUAAGGGGAAGAAAUUGGUCCCUCUUUUGAAAAGGAUAAACGACACAAAGGGGAAAUGCUUGAUUGGUUCCAAAUAUGGGAAAAAACUCAAUAAGCAGUCAAAGGUACUGAGACAACCACCUGCCGAAACAGAGACAAAAAGCAACAUCUGUGCCCAGUGUGGGAAAAGCUUCAGUUGGCGCUCGAGCCUUUUAAGGCACAAAAAUAUCCACCUGGGGCUGAAACCGUUCAAAUGCUGUGAGUGUGGGAGAUGCUUCUUUCUUAAGGAGUACCUUGUAAGACACAUGAAAUGUCAUUCUAAAUCCCGCUAGUUACCUCAAGUCGCUAAGAACAUGGCCAACACAGGCCAUCAUAAUGCCUCAGGAGAAAUGGCCUACUUCUACUUUGUGGAGAGGAUGGUGGGAAACAGUUUCAGUAUUUGUAGCUAUGGAGAACACCAUGCUAUGUUUUUGCAAGUUAUCAUACUGCUAAGGAAUCAUAAAGAUGGAGGUGAAACCAUCCUCUUCCAUCUUGGGAGAGGAAGCCAUUGCUUGACUCCUGAAUUGAAAUAAAUAUAUGUGUUGGU